AUGGCACCGAAGCGCUCCAAGAGAAGGGUGGUGGGUGUCGUCCGGUCGACGAGGAAAGUCUUCAAGGAAACCGUCCAGGUUUCCAUCCUCUCCGGCGAUGGAGACACGCAGGAAGACAUCGACGACGCCACGCAAGACGACAUCAACAACCUCAUCAACAGCCAAGACAUCAACAACGUCGUCGACAGCGAAGAAACAAUUGACGUCCACCUCACCCUCGACCAGCCAAUAGUCGUCGAACAACAAGAAGAGACCACCACCGUCCGAACCAUCCUGGUCGAAGAAGUAGUCACCCCUGACGUCGCCGAAGACCAAAGACACAACAUCACCCCACUGCCCAGAAAUUCGGUUCGGUAA
Molecule: messenger RNA, 357 nt
Organism: Linum trigynum
Lineage: Eukaryota; Viridiplantae; Streptophyta; Magnoliopsida; Malpighiales; Linaceae
Source: the annotation of a GenBank genome assembly